GUGGUGUUGUUGAUCCCUGUCACACAUAUCGGGGCCUUUUUCAUUGCUGGCAUUGUAUUCAUUGCACAACACAUUAAGCAAAUGUCAUCCAAAAUUCCAAGAGGUGUCCAGUUACCUGUAGAAAUGAAGAAAACCGGUAAAUUUGAAUCCAAAGACGCAGCAACUGUAUCUGCAACAGAAAAUGCCGCCAAGAAGUCAGAUGGUGUCCUCAAACCUCAAAAGGAAAACAUACCAAAGAAAACUGUUGCUCCCAAAGGAUACAAAGGGGUCUCCACCAGGUAUGGGCAACAGGCAGAGCUUAAGGGGCAGAAUCAGCAUCUGACGGCUACCAAUGAGGAGCUGCAGAAAAACCUCACAGAGACACAGCAAAGAGUUGCCGAGUUGGCGCUGCAGUUCAGUGAACUAGAAAAGGAGAAUGCAGAGGUUCAUAAAAACCUGAAGGACUGUCACAUUCUCCUAGUCGCAGCCAAUAUAGACCCAGUUUUAGGAGAAAGGGUUGGAGAAGCUGCACAACAAAAUGAAGAUAAAAGAAAAGAGGUUAUGAGUCUGUCCACAGACCUGCUGAAUGAAUUAAAAGUGUUUGGAGACACUGCAUCACAGCAACGUGCCCGGUUAGAGGAAAUCCAAACAACGAUGACAGAUCUCACAAAAGCACGGGAACAUAUGAUGCAGGAAAGGGAGAACUUCUCCCUGGAGGCGGCUGAAAUUGAAAAAACUCUCAAGGAAGCAGAAGCUCUCUUGCUGUAAAAGUCAUAAUAAUUUCCAAACUUGAAAUUAGUUUUAAAAACAAUUGCGUAUUAAUGUAUAAAGUUUGUUUUGAUGUUUGUGUGACUGAAACUAAAUAAAAGAGUCUUUAUUCCUGUGCACCUCAUCUCAUUUUCAUAUUCCAAACAGUCAAAACAUGCUUUAGGAAACCUUAUUUUUACUUU
This is a messenger RNA of Anoplopoma fimbria (sablefish), 929 nucleotides long. RefSeq names its product kinetochore localized astrin (SPAG5) binding protein (gene knstrn). The record is from RefSeq and is a predicted model, not a curated record. Bases 82 to 747 code for a protein of 221 amino acids. NCBI's taxonomy places the organism in Eukaryota, Metazoa, Chordata, Actinopteri, Perciformes, Anoplopomatidae. Gene Ontology annotation, biological process: mitotic sister chromatid segregation; regulation of attachment of spindle microtubules to kinetochore; spindle organization. Gene Ontology annotation, cellular component: kinetochore; microtubule plus-end; mitotic spindle. The transcript is spliced from 9 exons.